AUGACGAUAAUACCAAAUUUACCAUGUGUUGUACAUUCAACUGUAAUCUUACCAGGUUCUCAUGUUCAAAUAACUUUACAAAAUUCUAUUGCAUCUGAUUUAUUGAAACUAUUUAACAAUAAAAAUGAAUAUGAUCCAAAGAUUUAUCAAAUGUUGAAUGAACAAUACCCUUUAACGAAAAAUGACUCAAGUGUAACACCAACAAAUUAUUUCUUCGGGAUUAUACCUCAGGGUGGAGCAUGUAAUAUGGGCUGUCUUUGUCGUGUACUUACAUUUAAAAAGACAGUAAAUGAUACUGAAACUACUUUAAUACUUAGAUCAUUAGUCAGAAUUCAAAUAGAGACUCCUUUGUUGAAUGCUGACAAUAUAAUUUGGAAAUCUAACGUAACUAUAUCUAAUGUAAUCGAUACGUUGAAUAUAACGUCCAUGGAACAGUUGAAGCCAAUUAUCCUUGAUGUAUUAAAAUUGACUGAAUCUCUAGAGACUACAGUUAACGAAUUCAACAUUACUUAUAGACGAGCCCUUAAGAGAACAACAGAUGAACAUUUUUUAUUGUUGUCACCUUUAACAAACACUUUAUUCUUCCAAUUAAACAGUUCUCAAUUGAAAAAGAAUUGGAAAAAAGUUAUUCAAUUAAGGAAAGAUGUUACAAAUGAAAUAUUGAUCAAUGAAAACUCUGGAAAGAUAUCAAAUUUACAACUCAUGAAAUUAUUAUCACUCUUAGAUAAUGUGGUUGCAAUGAUACCAACCCCACAUAUGGACAAAAUACAUUUUUUAAACACUACACAAUUACAAGAGAGAAUUUUGGCUUUUUCAAAUGUUGUUAAUGGUUUCAUUAACAUUUUCACAGAAUUAUAUUCUACAACAGAGUAUAUUAAGAAAUACUACGCUAACGCAACGAUAAUUGAGAAGACAAAUUUAAUCGCUAAUCAAUUAAGAUCCUUAAAAUAUUAUGUCAAUGAUGUGAAAGGGAAACCUUAUAUACCUGGUGAUUCCUCGUCAAAGAAAAUAGUAUACAUGGGUAGUACAACAAACUCCAAUAAUAAUGAGUAUAUCGAUGAUGAUAAUGAUGAAGAUGGUGAGGUAGAUGAUGAUUUGAUAAAUAUCAAGAAAUUUAUUAAAAGUGUAAAAGAAUUAGGUAUCCAUGUUGAUGCAAUGAGUAUGUUAACUAAAGAUUUUCAUAAAUUGAAAAAAAUGCAUGGUUACCAACACAAUGCUGAAUAUCAGUUGUUACGUAAUUAUUUUGAUGUUAUCAUUGAUAUUCCAUUUGGUAAAUACUCCGGUAAAGAUAUGACUAUUAAUCUUAACAAGAGUCGGAAAACUUUAAACGAAGACCAUUUUGGUUUAGUUGUAGUUAAACAAAGACUUCUGGAAUAUCUAUCUGUUUUGAAAUUAAAUCAAAUCCUAAACAAUCAGGUUAAUGACAAAAGUAAUAAUUCUUCUUCCAUUGGUAGACCCCCGAUAUUAUUAUUAGUGGGCCCUCCUGGUGUCGGUAAAACUUCUAUCGCUAAAUCAGUUGCUAAAGUAUUAAAUCGUAAAUAUCAAAGAAUAUCUCUUGGUGGUAUCUACAAUGAGUCUGACCUACGUGGCCAUCGUCGUACGUACGUUGGGGCAAUGUGUGGGUCUAUCAUCGAUGCUAUAAGAAAGAGUGGUACUAUGAAUCCGUUGAUCUUAUUAGACGAAUUAGAUAAAGUAAGUACUAUGAAUAGUAGGAACAGUUCCAGAUCCAAUGGUGAUCCAGAAGGUGCAUUAUUAGAGAUUUUAGAUUUUGAACAGAAUUUUUCAUUUAUGGAUCAUUAUGUUGGAUUCCCAGUAGAUAUAUCACAAGUAUUAUUCCUAUGUACCGCUAAUGAUUCAUCUACUAUAUCUGGUCCAUUAUUAGAUAGAUUAGAAAUAAUUAAGAUUCCAGGAUAUACUAUGGAAGAAAAAAUUCAGAUUGGAUCUAAAUUCUUGUUGCCUAAACAAAUCAAGAUGAAUGGGUUUAAUAGAAUUCCACAUGGUGAUUUCAAAUUGACCUCCAAGGCAUGGUCUGAUUUAGUAUCUGGUUAUACUAGAGAAGCUGGUGUACGUAAUUUGGAAAGAAAAUUAGCAUCGAUUGUCAGAGGAAAGAUCGUCGAAUAUAUUAAAAAUGUUGAAACUCAAGGAACUAGCACAAAAGUGGCAAUAUUCAAAACGAGAGUACACGAGAAUGAUUUAUAUAAAUACUUAGGGUUUCCAUUACCUUCUAUCAACGAUGAAUUAUUGGUCGAUGUGAAAUAUGAAUCUAAAGUCGGACUUGUCAAUGGUUUGUCAUAUAACUCUAGCGGCACUGGUGGUGUCUUAAUGUUUGAAAUUGUGAAGACAGGAAGUCUCAAGAGUGGCCAUGGUAAUAGAACUAACAAUAUGAUCACGGACGGUCCAAGCAUCAAGUGUACAGGUAAUCUAGGUGAGACAUUAGAAGAAUCGAUUAAGAUUGCUACAAGUCUAGUGGAAUCUAUGAUCAACAGAAACAUAAUCAAGGGUGUUAACGAAACAAUGGUUCAUAAGUUCUUGUCAAGUAAAUAUCACAUACAUGCUCCAAUGGGGGGAGUUCCAAAGGAUGGACCGAGUGCAGGUAUGGCUAUCACAUUAGCAAUGUUGUCGAUAUUGUUACAACUUCCUAUUGAUCGUGACAUAUGUAUGACUGGUGAAAUAACAUUACGAGGUAAAGUUCUUCCAAUCGGAGGUCUAAAGGAGAAAAUGUUAGGAGCUAAGAUGAAUGGUAUGAAACGAAUCCUCGUUCCUAUUGGUAAUCGUAACGAUGUGUUUAGUGUUAUUACUGAUGACAUUGAUAACAUUGAUGAAAGACGUUACGAAUCAAUCACAGAGAACGACGAUAGACAAUCGUUAAUGCAAACGAGACAAAUUGUAGAUGCGCAAUUACUGUAUGACAAAGUGGGGCUGAAACUAACGUAUGUCAAUGACAUAUAUGACGCUAUGCUUGCCAUUUGGCCUAGUUUAUUAUUCAAGACGCCUGUAGACACCACCCACCACGUGGAAUCGUGUGAUUCAAAUAAGAUUACUAGUAAGAUGUGA
Maudiozyma barnettii is the source of this 3054-nucleotide messenger RNA. RefSeq lists its product as uncharacterized. The coding region runs from base 1 to 3054 and encodes 1017 amino acids. The record is from RefSeq and is a predicted model, not a curated record. The transcript has a single exon. Gene Ontology annotation, molecular function: ATP hydrolysis activity; ATP binding; ATP-dependent peptidase activity. NCBI's taxonomy places the organism in Eukaryota, Fungi, Ascomycota, Saccharomycetes, Saccharomycetales, Saccharomycetaceae. Gene Ontology annotation, biological process: protein targeting to peroxisome; protein catabolic process; protein processing. Gene Ontology annotation, cellular component: peroxisomal matrix.